ACUGACGCUGGCAUGCGUAUCGGGUGUUAACGCGCUCACGUUGUUUUGUUACUUAUAUUAUUAAUAUUGUAUUGAGUAAACUGUAACCAGUUUUGCAAGCACAUGUGGUGGUGUAUAAACGCCAUGUUAAAAAAUUAAGGUUUAAAAAAACCUGCUAUGUGGAUGGGGGUGUGGCCAAAUUCCAGUUUUAGUCGACCGGCUAGGUAAAGAAUAGAAGAGGACAGGUAGGGCGUGUUUUUCAGCGUUACACAUGCCGGUCCGGUGGAGUGUAGGGGGUCGGGGAGGUGAAAUUAGGGAUCUGGAUUUACUGUAGCAGGUGUGCUGUUUUUGGAUAAGCGGGGAGCGAGAGAGCGACGGAGGGAACCGAGCCACGUCAGAUAAGGAUAUGCUGCUGCCUGAGCAGCAGUCUCAGCAGCAACCUUGCUACGGGACCCUGCAGCAGAAGAAGAAGAACACAGAGACCUGCAUGGAUGUGUGUGGGUACCAGCGGGUGCUAUGGCGAGUCGUCCUGUGCCACCUCUUCACCCUGCUUACCGUCGGCCUCCCGCUCAUCAUCUUCCACUGGAGGCCCAAGCUGGGUGUGCAAGCAAAGUGCCGACCCUGCCCCCUUUACCAGGCAGACUGCAUCAUCAUCCGGGACUCCUAUGGACAGGUGUUCGCUGUGGAUGUGGUGACUGAAGAGGUGGACGAAGGAAGCCUGGAGCAGUUGGGGGCGGAGUCUGAAGAAGAUGAUUGGCGGGACACAGUGCAGCUCCACAAAGAGGAGAAAAGAUUCCUCCGCUACUACGUAUUCGAGGGCCUGCGCUACAUUUGGAUGGACAAAAAAGGAGCUUUCUGUAAAGUGAGCAAGCUGGAUGAAAACUGGACCUGUGGGGAUAUCUAUCGCCGCCGAACCGGGCUCAGCAGACAGAAUCAGAGUGCCAAACAGGUGGUUUAUGGACCAAACCUGAUCGACGUGCCAGUGAAAUCCUACCUCCGACUGUUCAUUGAUGAGGUGCUGAACCCAUUCUACAUUUUCCAGAUUUUCAGUAUUACCUUGUGGAUGUUUGAUAACUAUUAUUACUACGCUGUGUGCAUCCUGUUUAUUUCAGCCGUCUCCAUUGCUCUCUCCCUGUAUGAGACCAGGAAGCAAAGUACCACUCUGAGAAACAUGGCCCAGAUGAAAAUCGGUGUAACAGUUCUGAGGUCAUCAGGGAUAAUGGAGUCGGUGAGCUCCCUAGACCUGGUGCCUGGGGACUGCCUGCUGGUGCCCGCUGAUGGGUUGCUUCUGCCCUGUGACGCAGCCCUGCUGGCUGGAGAGUGCAUGGUCAAUGAGGGCAUGCUAACAGGAGAGAGUGUUCCAGUGAUGAAGACCCCCUUACCCUCUGGCUCACAUGCUGCUGGCAUGCAGUACUCCCCCGAAGAACACAAGAGGCACACGCUGUUCUGUGGCACACAGGUCAUCCAGGCCCGGUCCCUGGGUAAUGACGGGGUCAUCGCCGUGGUAACUCGGACAGGUUUUUAUACAGCAAAAGGAGACCUGAUCAGCUCCAUCCUGUACCCCAAACCCAUCAGUUUCAAAUUCUAUCGAGACUCCAUGAAGUUUGUUGGAUUUCUCGGUAUCCUAGCUGGGAUUGGCACUAUUUACAGCCUUGUGACCCUGUAUAGAAAUAAGGCUCCGUGGAAGUGGAUAAUUAUCCACGCGCUGGACCUGAUCACCAUCGUGGUGCCCCCCGCUCUGCCCGCUGCCAUGACCGCGGGCACCAUCUACUCGCAGAACCGGCUGAAGAAGCACGGGGUGUUCUGUAUCAGCCCGCCACGCAUCAACGUCUGUGGCAAGAUCAAACUCUUCUGCUUCGAUAAGACAGGCACGCUGACGGAGGAGGGGCUGGAUGUGUGGGGGGUGGUCCCGGGGACAGGGGAGGGGUUUGAGGCGCUGCUCCCCGAGCCCAGGAAGCUCCCCCAGUCCCCGGUGCUGAGAGUGCUGGCGUGCUGCCACUCCGUCACCCUGCUGAAUGAACGGCUCAUCGGAGACCCGCUUGACCUCAAGAUGAUCCACUCCAUCGGCUGGGCGCUCGAGGAGCCUGAGGGAGAGGAAGCAGUGGCCAGAGCUGAGCAGGAGUUUGGGAUGAAGGUGGUGGGUGUGAUGAGACCCCCUGUAGUGGAGCAGCAACCCUAUGGCAUUAGCCUGGAGGAGCCCCUGGGGAUUGUGAGGCGUUUCCCCUUCUCCUCCAGCCUGCAGAGAAUGAGCGUGCUCGUAAAGAGGCCAGCGGGUGGCGCUGUGGAGGCCUACCUCAAGGGGUCGCCAGAGAUGGUGGCCAGCCUCUGCAAGAAAGAAACGGUUCCUGCUAAUUUCACAGCCACACUGAAGGAGUUUACUGGAGAUGGCUUUCGGGUCCUGGGGCUGGCCUAUAAGACCGUGAAAACUCAAAGCAGCUUUGAGGAGCUACAAGAGCUAGAGAGGGAGAGUGUGGAGAGUGGGAUGGUGUUCCUGGGAUUUCUGGUGAUGAGGAACCUGCUGAAACCGGAGACCAGGCCUGUGAUUUCCACGCUGCGAAAUGCCAACAUCCGCACAGUCAUGGUGACCGGAGACAACAUCCUGACUGCGGUCAACGUGGCCCGCAACUGUGGCAUGGUGGCCCCCAGGGAGAGGCUCAUCUUCGUCCACGGCUCACCUCCCUCCCACCUCAGUCCAGCCACCCUCAAAUUCCUGCUGGCAGAGUCAGGAGCUGGGGGACAGGACAGCACGGAGAUCAUCACACAGGGCCUGUAUCAGCAGGGCAGUCGCUUCCUGGACCAGGGGCCCUACCACCUGGCCCUCAAUGGGAAGUCCUUCGCUGUGGUGUGUGAGCACUUCCCAGACAUCCUGCCUCAGAUCCUGCUCAAGGGAACAAUCUUUGCACGGAUGGCUCCUGAUCAGAAGACUCAGCUGGUGCAGGGACUGCAGGAAAUCAAUUACUGCGUGGGGAUGUGUGGGGACGGAGCUAACGACUGCGGGGCUCUGAAGGCAGCGGAUGCUGGGAUCUCCUUGUCCGAGGCUGAGGCCUCCAUCGCCUCCCCCUUCACCUCCAAGAUCGACAACAUCGAGUGUGUGCCACUCAUCAUCCGGGAAGGCCGCUGCUCCCUCGUCACCUCGUUCGGACUCUUCAAGUACAUGGCCCUGUACAGCCUCAUCCAGUUUGUCUCAGUGCUCAUCUUGUAUUCUCUGAACACGAACCUGGGUGACCUGCAGUUCCUGUUCUUCGACCUGGUCAUCACCACCUCCGUGGCCAUCCUGAUGGGCAAGACUGGCCCUGCUAAGGAGCUGUGUGCCCAGCGGCCCCAGGGCAGCCUCAUUAACAUCUCUGUGCUGGGGAGUCUGCUGCUGCAGACCUGCCUGUCUGUCAUCAUCCAGAUCAGCACCCUCAUCAUCACCCAGACCCAGGACUGGUUCGUUCCUCUGAACUCUACGGUUAUGUUUCCUGAAAACCUGCCCAACUACGAGAACACUGGCAUUUUCUGUGUGACAGGGUUCCAGUACCUGAUAGUUGCCAUUGUCCUAUCCAAGGGGUACCCCUUCCGCAAACCCCUCUACACCAACGUGCUGUACCUGGUGGUGCUGUGUCUGCUCUCUGCUGUUAUGGGCUGGCUCACUCUCUACCCGGUGGGGUUCAUGAGGAAUGUGCUGCACCUCAAAGUGGUCCCGGAGAUGAACUACAAGCUGUUGCUGCUGGCGCUGUCUGGACUGAACUUCAUCAGCGCUCUCCUGCUAGAGACUGCUAUAGACCACGGCAUGCUGAAAUGCCUGUGGCGGCUUCGUGGAAAGAGACAGUCCAAGAAGAUACACAAGCGGCUGGAAGUGUCUCUCAGUCAGCAGCCCUCGUGGCCUCCGCUGGACCAAGUCAUCCAGGCCAAGCCAUACACUGCCAUUGACUGCAGUUAGCCGGCCCAGCUCGGCUCGGCUCCCCUGCCAGAUCCACUAAUGACACUUUACAUUCCGUUCAACUGGCAGCUUUCUCACUGCGGAAAAUUAACAACGGACGCAAAUGAAAAAGGGGCAUCGAAACCAUGCUGUUACCUGUUGCUCGAAACACCAGCUUCAUUUGGCUGAUCGCUGGACAGCUUAUUCACUGGGAAGUUGUGAGUGGCCACCAUCAGAUUCCUCUGUGAAACAUAGCAGUAAACAGGGCUGCAAUGCUACUGACUAGGAACUUGAGCAAAAAGCACGCCCUGCACAGAGCUUCAGAAACCCAGUAACCAGCGCAGAGAGCCACCACUAAGCAGCCCUUUAAAACCUGAAGCCAGCAUAGCCAAAACCAUAGCAUAGUCUGUAUAACACUGCUUUUAAAAGAACAGUAUUGCCGCUGAAGUCACUUUUAAAACCUGGAUCUUCAAUUAGAUUUUGUAAACUUGCACAGUAAAGAUCUCCCGAAGGGGCAGUGUAGUGCUUUAUUAUCGGUUUGACAGGUUUUUUUUUUUUAGGUGCUGUCAGGACAUGCAAUAAUAUCUUACAGUAAACAAUCAUUUUACUGACAAAUGCCAUUCAAUGCACAAUUGUGUACAGUGCAAGGUUUUGUAAUACAGUUGUAACCUCUUGUAUACAGCCCCUUUCCAUGUAUUCACAUAGUCUGCUUGAAUCAUGUUACAACAAUUUGCUGGUAAACUGAACUGGACCUCUCCUAGAAUAAAGUAUUUUUAAAAUCCUGUUUUUAAGAGCUGUUUGUUUCCAGUUUUAAGGACUGACCCAAAAUAUUGCUCCAAUUUUUGGAUUUUUAAUAUAAAAUAACAAUAAAAUAAUGAAUUUAUAUUAAUAGCAGUAGUGUAGUUUAAACACUUCAUUAUCAAGGCUUUCAUCCAACAUUGUCUCAUUAGAAUAGCUUGCUAGCUUCUUGUUAUGCCAAUGCUCUUAAUGUUGCCUGGUGUUGAAGUGGAACCAGUUUGAUGUAGCAUUUCCUUUCCCCAUUCACUUCCUGUACUGUGAUGCACAUGAGGAACUGUGGUUUUGGUGGGAUCAUAAAACUGUAACACGGCAAUCUCUCAGUUUAAGAGGAACCCCUUUUCUACUCGCAGCCUAUUCCCAUGAAUGUAAACACUUUAUUUUUAUAGCAUAAAUACGAUAGGUAGGUAUUUACCCUUAUAAAAGUACAGUAUUUUUGCACUGUUUUACCACGCUUUUUCCAUGGUUACACUAUUCAUUUACCAUAGUUUACCUGGUUUGCCAUGUUAAAUAAAAUGCUUUACCAUACCUUGCUAUUCUUUACCAUGUUCUGAUUUUGGUUUAUUACACUUUGCUAUGCUUUUACUGCGGUAAACUUUUAGAUGGGUAAUUGAUGUGAAAUUACCUGGGUUUAUUUUUCACUAUGAAUACAAUAUUGCCUUAAUACCUGUUGACAGUAAAAAUGUUUUAUGUUUGAACUACUGUUAUGCUUGUGAUUUGUUAUUUUAGUAUUAUAUUUUAUUAAUGUAUUAAAUCUGUGUAUGGUGUGUGAAUCUGUCCAGCAUGUGGAAAUGAGGUCCCAGAUGUGUAAAACUUCUUUUUAAGUUAAUUGGGUUGUCUCUUGAGUUAUUUAUUUAUAGAUAUAUUCUACAAUAAAAAUAAAUAAAAGAUUCUACAUUUGGCAAAAAAA
Acipenser ruthenus (sterlet) is the source of this 5585-nucleotide messenger RNA. RefSeq names its product polyamine-transporting ATPase 13A2-like. The coding region runs from base 386 to 3901 and encodes 1171 amino acids. Gene Ontology annotation, molecular function: ATP hydrolysis activity; P-type ion transporter activity; ATPase-coupled monoatomic cation transmembrane transporter activity. The transcript is spliced from 29 exons. Gene Ontology annotation, cellular component: membrane. Gene Ontology annotation, biological process: autophagosome-lysosome fusion; intracellular calcium ion homeostasis; regulation of mitochondrion organization. The record is from RefSeq and is a predicted model, not a curated record. NCBI's taxonomy places the organism in Eukaryota, Metazoa, Chordata, Actinopteri, Acipenseriformes, Acipenseridae.